CGUCUCGGUGACAUUGAUCAGCCUCACCGGUGGAAAACGCCGGUAUUUAACGGAGGACACCACCGGUUAACGUGUCACCGGAACGACAUUUGGAUUAUUAAUGACAUCUAAAUCUAAACUCAACAGUAAAAGCAGCCGGAUGCCGGCGGCGGAGGCAGCGGCGGUGAGCGGGCUGAAGCAGUGUCAGCUGGCUCAGGAUCAGCUGGAAGGAGCCGUCAGCAGCGUGAUGAAGGCUGAGCAGCAGCUGAGAGACAACGCCAGAGAGGUGCGUGCCGAGCUGCAGAGCUGUGUGAGUCGUCAGCAGGAGGCGCUGCGCUGCAGAGAAGUUUGGCUGCUGAGUCAGAUCGAGCUGCUGGAACAACUGAAGACUGAAACUCUGCAACAGCAACUGCACCGACUGCACUGGCUGCGCGGUCAGUUCGACGUCAUCUCUCAGCAGCUGCAGAACUCAAACAGCAGCAACGACCUGAACAACCAGCUCACCAGCUGCAUGGAGAAGUUGUCCUCUCUGAGUCUGACGCCAGAGGAAACACCUGAGAUGAGUUUCCAAGCCGACACUCGCUCUCUGAGGCAAGCCAUCACCUCGUUUGGCAACGUCAGCGCUCAGCUGGUGGAGGAAGUGUCCUCUCAGAGUCCCGCCCACCAGAGAGCUCAGGUGCAGAGUUGUCCAAUCGCUGCCAAGAAGCAGAAGAUGGAAGUCGGCGCUCUGGACGACUGGCUGCUGGGAACCCGUCCAGCAAGCAGCGCUCCCAUUGGCUACCAGUCCAGCAAGAACCCUCAGGAUUGGCUGGUGUCACAGAGAGAGAGCAAGACUUCCUGUCCCGUCCUGGCCUCGGUGGACUUCAUGAAGGCUUGGGGUCAGCUGAGAGAUUUGGAGUCGUGGCUCCUGCAGGAUCGCUCCUCCACCAGCAGGGAGCGCUCCGUCAGCACCUGCAGCUCCUCCAGCUCCUCCUUCUCCAUCGAGAAGAUCGACGAAUCAGAGUUCACUGAGACCCCCAACGACGAGGAGGAGGAGGAAGAGGAGCUGGGCGACUGGCUCAUCACCCCGCCCACCGUCGCCAUGGAGACAGCGUGCGACGCGGAGCGGUGGCGGCGGGUGCUGAAGCCGUUCGAGGACAGCUGGGCGAGCAGCGAUUGGCUGGUGGAGUCGAGCCGACCCGCUGCCGACUGCUCCUCCUGCUGCCAGACCAGCCGACCCCUGGAGAUAGAGAACCUGGGGCUGCUCAAGUGCCUGAAGACCCCCCCCGCCUCCACCCCCGUCUCUCCGGCAACCACCCCGGCGACCGCGGCCCCUGCGAUCGUAGCCCCUGCGACCACCCUGGAGGCGUGGCUGCAGAAGGAGGCGCCGCUCCAGCAGAACUGCCGGGCCAACGAGGUUUGCUCCAGCUACUCGGACUGCGUCUGCGAUGAGAACUGUGGGAAAGAAGCUCUGACCCGCUGGCUGCUCCGGCAGGACGGGAGGGACAAGAACGGCGUCCCUGCAGCCAAGAACGCCCCCCCCACCCCUACCCCCACCGCCAAAAACACCCCGCCCCCCCUGCACCACAGAGAGCAGGAACAGAAGGUUCAGGCCAUCCUGGAGGCCUGGCUGCACCCCACCAACUCCUCCUGCACGAGUCCUCUGCAGCCCGCCGGCUCCUCUCUGUCCGGCUGGGUGGCUCCUGAGGAGGAGAAGGCCAGCAGGGAGGAGCACAGCUCUCAGUUCAAGCCUCCCUGCUCCUCGCUGUUCCAGCUGCCUCUGGAUCCGGAGCUCUGGGUGCUUCCAGAGAAGAACUGCAGUCCUGCUCCAAGCUCAGCGGCUCCGUCCGGCCCGGCCGAGGAAGAGGAGGAUAAAUGGCUGCUGAGGAAGAGGAGUCAGGCUCAGGAGCGGAUGGCCUCCGUCUGUGAUUUGUUCUCAUGUAUGAAAGUGGGCGGAGACAAAGAGAAAUGGCUCCACAGGGCUCCCAUACAGAUGUGAUGAAGACGAAGGCUCUGAUUCGUCCGGAUGUUUCUUCUUCUCGCCGUCACUUUAUCGCUAAUCAGCGCACACGAUGACAUCAUCAUCACCGCCUUCUUCCUGUGACAUCAGCGCCGCUCUCCUCCAAUCAGGAUCAGGGACAGCCAAACGAGGGCGGAGCUAAUUUAGUUAAUUAAAUUGAUCUCGUUAAGAAUAAGAAUUGUAUCAGCUGAUCCUGACAGGAAGUGAGGGGGAGGAGUCACGUGGGUGGGUGGGGCUAAUGUUAGCUAAAGUAGCUUUUUAUUUUAAUCAAAUGUAUUUUAAUCUUUUAAUCAUUUAACGCUCGUUCCUGAUUGGUGGAAUUUCCCUCCAUUGUUUUUUUUUCCCUCCUUUUUUCUCCGAAGCGUCUGAUUGGUUGGUUUUCUCCCGUGCUCACCUGCAGAGUUCUACUUCCUGUCCAGGCUGCCGGCUGCUCGCAUCACUUCCAGUUGCCUCUCAGCUGAUUCAGAUUUUCAUUGUGACAGUCACUUCCUGUUUCCUGUAUUUUAUUUUAUUUAUCUGAAAGUUUGUCGGAAGAUACAUUUCCCAGAAUGCCUUGCGCGGAGGCAGCCAGCAGCCCGGUCACGUGACUCUGCAGGUCAGCCGUGAUUGGUGCUUUAUUUUGAGGGGGGGCGGGGCUUCUAUCAUAUAGAGCUGUGAUGUCAUCAGGACUCACCUUCUGCUGUGAUUCUCUACAGUAAUAAACAACUAUGACAUCA
Molecule: messenger RNA, 2694 nt
Organism: Scomber japonicus (chub mackerel)
Lineage: Eukaryota; Metazoa; Chordata; Actinopteri; Scombriformes; Scombridae
Gene: ncoa4
Product: nuclear receptor coactivator 4
Exons: 11
Coding region: 101-1957 (618 amino acids)
Biological process (GO): response to hormone; intracellular iron ion homeostasis
Molecular function (GO): transcription coactivator activity
Source: RefSeq, a predicted model, not a curated record